GUCCAAAAAAUGGAAAUUGAACCGGCAAUUGGCAGCGAACCUGAGCCGGUUCGGUGGGAGCCCUAAAUCUCCAUUAGUCGGUGUUCUUGCACAGCUAUCGCACGCUCGCGACGGCGAUUGGCUGCCUCCUUUCUCGACCGGCGAACGUCCUCCCUUCCGUUUCUUGCAGAGGUUGAUUCCGACCUUUUCUUUUCUUUGGGAUCCGAUUCGCCCAUCAGGAUGGCUGCAGAGCAUUCAGCAGACAUGUUCAAGCUUUUGGAGAAGCAAGGUGAACUCCUCAUGGAAUCAUAUCGUUCAAUGUCCCAUGAGCUACAUAAACUUCAGGUAGAAGAAGAAAUGCUUAUGCAGAAACUCUACAAGAUCAUGACCAUGGAAGGCUUGUUAAACAAGGAAAAGCAAGGAACCAACGAUUCAAACGUAGAUGCAAACAAAUCGUUGCAGUAAAAGUGAUGCUCAAAUUUUGUAAACCAAUCUUCAUUUUUUUUCCUGGGCUGGAUGAAGAGAUUUGCAGUUCAAGAUAAGCCAUACCUUUAGGAAAUUGAUGGUUGACCUAAAGAAAAGUUCUUUCUUCCUUCUCUUACAAAUUGAUCCUAUGUUUUUGCAAGCAAGGGAUCUUAUAUAUAUUUUUUCUAGACUUUUCUAUAUAAAAAAACUCUGACCAGUCUCCAUCCUUACAAUGUGUUUUUUGAGACCAUGCCCCCUUUUUUUAUUGUUUGAUUUCUGAUUUUGUU
This is a messenger RNA of Zingiber officinale, 731 nucleotides long. RefSeq lists its product as uncharacterized. The transcript has 6 exons. Lineage: Eukaryota; Viridiplantae; Streptophyta; Magnoliopsida; Zingiberales; Zingiberaceae. Bases 220 to 444 code for a protein of 74 amino acids. The record is from RefSeq and is a predicted model, not a curated record.